CGGGGAGCUGCGCGCCUGCAAUGGCGGCGCCGGCGAGGAGCCGCUGCGCGCCGCUCCUGCGCUCGCCUGGGCGGCCGCGGCUCUAGGAGGGGAAGAGCGGACCUCGCAGGGGGGCUGGUUUCCGGCGGGUUAUUUAUUUCUUCCCUCUCGCUUAAGUUCCCAGCGGAGCGGGCUGGCCGGCACCUGCGCCCCCCACCUGCUUCUCGGAGGGUGGAAGGUGUGGGGAGGCCAUGGAGAGCCCGGCGGAGAACCCCAGCAAGGCGGCGGAGUACCUGAAGGAGCUGAACAAGAUCAUUGAGACGCAGCAGGAGCUGCUGGAGAAGCAGAAACGGAGGAUAGACGAGCUGGAGCAGCAAGUGGCCAAGUUGUACCACGAAAAUGCCUGUCUGCAGGACGAGCAUCACCGGCACCUGGCCACAUGCAGGCUCCAGCAGGGCGUCCCCCCCGCGUACCCGGUGGGGGCAGCGGUGCUGAGCGCCAUCCAGGAAAACGCGAAGCACGAAAAGUCUGAAGGUGAAAGUUCAAGAAGCCUCAGGUCUUUAAAUACUCUGCACCAGUUUUGCUGUCCAGCUCCAUUGUACCAUACCCAGCUAGCUGUCCCUGCCACACACUCAGAGUACAGGACCUCACUGGAAACGCGAAGCAGCAUCUCAACUGAUCCGCUCAGUGUUGAGGGCGAGGCUCCAAGUAGUGAAACUGGCACAUCUUUGGAUAGUCCAUCUACUUACCAUCAAGGACCUAUAACGCACAGUUCAGCGAUAAGCCCGGACCAUUACGAUCAUUCUGCUUACGGGCUGUAUUCUGUCUCCCCUGGGCAACAAAGAUCUCGGAGGCCCAAACUUCAGCACUCCACAUCCAUUCUGCGAAAACAAGCAGAGGAAGAAGCUAUUAAAAGGUCAAGAUCACUUUCUGAGAGCUAUGAACUCUCUUCAGACCUACAGGAUAAGCAGGUGGAAAUGCUAGAACGGAAAUAUGGAGGCCGUCUCAUAACUAGACAUGCUGCUCGUACUAUACAAACAGCUUUUCGCCAGUAUCAGAUGAACAAAAAUUUUGAGCGUCUUAGAAGUUCUAUGUCUGAAAAUCGCAUGUCAAGACGCAUUGUACUGUCCAAUAUGAGAAUGCAGUUUUCCUUUGAAGGACCUGAGAAAGUCCACAGCUCUUACUUUGAAGGAAAGCAAGUUUCUGUUACAAAUGACGGGUCAAAACUGGGAUCCCUGGUACAAUCUGAAUGUGGUGACCUUGGAGAGCCAGCUACAAUGAAGUCUCCAGCAGCAUCUACUGAUUUUGCAGAUGCUAUAACAGAACUGGAGGAUGCUUUUUCCAGGCAAGUGAAGUCUCUUGCAGAGUCCAUUGAUGAUGCGCUAAAUUGCCGUAGUCUUCAUUCUGAUGAAGUCCAGACUCCAGAUCAAGUCAGAAGUCGUGAAAUGGAAAGAGAUAGUUGCACUCAAACUAAACCAGCAAUCCAUAACGUGGAUCACAGGAAGCUUGAUGAGAUGACAGCAUCGUAUAGUGAUGUUACAUUAUAUAUCGAUGAGGAAGAGUUAUCCCCACCCCUUCCCCUUUCCCAGUCAGUGGACAGACCAUCCAGCACAGAAUCUGAUAUGAGGCUUCGAUCAGUGAACUCUUCUCAAGAGUACUGGUCCAUGACCCACAAAGAUGAUAAAAUAGACACUGAUACAAGCUGCAGGAGCACCCCUUCACUGGAAUGUCAGGAACAGAGGAUGAGAAUGGAUCAUCUGCCAUUGCUAACUAUAGAGCCACCCAGUGACAGUUCAGUGGACUUGAGUGAUCGCUCAGAGAGAGGUUCAUUAAAGAGACAAAAUGCGUAUGAUCGAGGAAUCACUAGUCAACAAGGAAGCCCAAAACACAUCCCUCACAGUAUUCCUGCCAAGAUUAUAUCCCGAGAGGAACAAGACGCAAGACAUAGGCCUAGGCCUAUAGAUAGUCAUUUAGCUAUAAAUGGCACAGCAAACAGGCAAAGCAAAUCGGAAUCUGAUUAUUCGGAUGGAGACAAUGACAGCAUCAACAGCACUUCCAACUCUAAUGAUACAAUAAAUUGCAGCUCAGAAUCUUCUUCUAGAGACAGCCUAAGGGAACAAACCUUGAGCAAACAAACAUACCACAAAGAAACUCGUAACAGCUGGGAUUCCCCUGCCUUCAGUAAUGAUGUUAUCAGGAAACGCCAUUAUAGAAUUGGACUGAACCUUUUUAACAAAAAACCUGAAAAAGGAGUCCAGUACCUAAUUGAGCGAGGUUUUGUGCCAGACACUCCAGUGGGUGUUGCCCACUUUCUCCUGCAAAGGAAAGGUCUCAGCAGACAGAUGAUUGGAGAAUUUUUGGGAAAUCGGCAAAAACAGUUCAACCGGGAUGUACUAGACUGUGUUGUGGAUGAGAUGGACUUCUCAACAAUGGAACUGGAUGAAGCACUCAGGAAAUUUCAGGCUCAUAUUCGUGUUCAAGGAGAAGCCCAGAAAGUAGAACGGCUCAUUGAAGCUUUUAGCCAACGAUACUGUAUCUGCAAUCCAGGUGUUGUGAGACAAUUUAGAAAUCCUGAUACCAUCUUCAUUUUAGCCUUUGCAAUCAUACUGUUAAAUACAGAUAUGUACAGCCCAAAUGUGAAACCAGAACGCAAAAUGAAGCUAGAAGAUUUUGUCAAGAAUUUAAGAGGCGUGGAUGAUGGUGAAGAUAUCCCGCGAGAAAUGCUGAUUGGGAUUUAUGAGCGGAUCCGCAAGCGGGAACUGAAGACAAAUGAGGAUCAUGUAUCCCAAGUCCAGAAGGUUGAAAAACUCAUAGUAGGAAAGAAACCAAUUGGAUCUCUGCAUCAUGGACUUGGUUGUGUCCUCUCUCUGCCACACCGGAGGCUCGUUUGCUACUGUAGGCUCUUUGAAGUUCCGGAUCCAAAUAAACCUCAGAAGCUUGGAUUGCACCAGAGAGAAAUAUUUUUAUUUAAUGAUCUUCUUGUGGUGACCAAGAUCUUUCAAAAGAAGAAGAAUUCGGUUACGUACAGUUUUCGACAGUCUUUUUCCCUCUAUGGAAUGCAAGUUCUUCUCUUUGAAAACCAGUAUUAUCCCAAUGGUAUACGGCUCACAUCAGCUGUUCCAGGAGCAGAUAUAAAAGUACUAAUAAAUUUCAAUGCACCAAAUCCUCAGGACAGGAAGAAGUUUACAGAUGAUUUGAGGGAGUCAAUUGCAGAGGUUCAAGAAAUGGAAAAGCACAGAAUAGAGUCUGAGCUAGAGAAACAGAAGGGUGUGGUGCGUCCGAGCAUGUCUCAGUGCUCUAGUCUGAAAAAAGAGUCUGGCAACGGGACACUGAACAGGGCUUGUCUGGAUGACAGCUAUGCUACUGGGGAGGGACUGAAAAGAAGUGCCCUGAGCAGCUCCCUUAGAGACCUCUCUGAAGCAGGCAAGCGUGGGCGACGCAGCAGUGCAGGAUCGCUAGACAGCAAUAUGGAAGGGUCCAUCAUUAGCAGUCCUCACAUGCGCCGAAGAGCUACAUCAACCCGAGAGUGUCCAUCUCGCCCUCACCAGACUAUGCCUAACUCUUCCUCACUCCUAGGUUCCUUAUUUGGUAGUAAAAGGGGAAAGCCACCUUCCCAAGGCCAUCCACCUUCCCAAGGCCAUCCGCCAUCUGGCUCAUCACAGCAACCUCCGCUCCCUCCAGUACUCCCACAUCAGCAGCACGCUCAGCAUCCUUCGGCCCUGCACCACGCAGGGCCGGCUGAGGGGCAGGCGCAGGCACAAGUGCACUCGCACCAUUCGCAGUACUGCCACAUGCAGCAGAACCCGCCGCCCUACCACCACCACCACCACUACCACCCUCCCCAGCACGUCCAGCACCCGCACCAGUAUCACCAACACGUGCCACAUUCCCAGCAUGCGGCACACUCCCCGCAUACUCCGUACCUGCAGCACCCCCACGCGCAGCAUUCCCACUCUCCGCACCCGCCACUGCCCCCUCCACACUCGUCUCAUCCCCCGCACACUCAGCAUCACCAUGGACCGCCACCGCCUCCCUCCACUACAGCCAGCACUAAGCCCAAGCACAGUGGCAUCAGCACAAUAGUCUAGAACAUAGUGACCCUCCCAGUAACUAUUGUUUUUAAAUACAGUUACAAAGGCACUUACAGGAAGCAACAAGUAAUAUUGUCAGUUUUUACCUAGACAGUUUAACUGAGUUGUGUGAGCUUAAAGGCUUGCUGAUACUAAAUAAAAUAAUUCGAGUUAGGGCAAUCAAUACCAGUUUUACUUACCUACUUGUUAGACACUUGCCAUCUGGUUAGUUAUUCUUUCCACACACUGCCUUGAAAACAUGCUGCUUGCUGAAUAUGAGUAAAGCUACCUUUUACACCAAAUCCCGUGACAAUUUUACAUGCAUAAUAAAAACUUAGCCUAUGAAAAAAGGAAAAAAGUGAUACAGAACCAAGUGUUGCAUUCUUGCUCUUUUAUUGUCAAUGGGCAAAAAAAUAAGUAGACCUGAUAUGGUUGAUGAAAGUACGUAAGUAAACUUUAUAUAAUAUAAAUAUAUACAUAUAAAUAUAUAUAUACUGUAUAGUUAACAUUUGUGCUUGGAAAGAAAUUUUUCAGUCCACAAAACUAGCAAUAUAGACCUUACAAGGAAUUCCACUUACUUGAUAGGACAGUAUAAUAGAUGAAUAGCGUAUGAAAGAGUAGACCAAAAAUAUUAAAUGUUAAAAACAAAUUUCAGACAUUUCAGUAUUUUCUUUAAAAGUCCUCUGAACUCACUGAGAUUUCUAAGCAAUCAUUACUAAAUGUGCCAAGUAACAUAGCAUUUAAAUGUUGUAGUCAAAUAUUGCUUUGUAUAAAUUCUUAUUUUAUUAACAUGAUAAUAUCAUACGUAAUCAGUAUUAUAACUGCUCUGCUAUUUCAGGUAAGCAAACUUGUUAAGAUGCAGUAGUUAUACCGUAGCAAUGUAGGGUGACCGUUUACCCGGUGUCAUCUUCAAGCAUCGGUCACACCAAUUCUUAGACACUUUAAAGGCUGUGAUAACUGUGAAUUUACAUGAUCCACAUUUCUUUUGUAUGCGUAUGAUUUAAUGAACACACAUGAAAAGUUACAACAGGUGCAUGUAUACACUGCAAAAACAUUCAUCUCAAACAUGAAAUUGCAAACUUUCAUCCUUCUCAGCUACUUUGUUUCCUGUUUGCCAUAUUUUCUCAUUUUUACCCCCAAUUAAGCUGAAUUCUAGUGUGAGAGUGUUUCCAGAUGGAAGUGCUCUAAAACUUGAAGGUUUGUUUUAGAAUUUAGUGUAGGGUUUUUUAUACAUAUAUAAAUAUAUUAAAAAAAAUCUGUAAUUCCAUGUAGCCAUGCGCUAGCAACAAAGUGGCUUCACCAUUUUUACUCAUCACAUUUGUUAGUUUACAAGUACCCAGCACUCAGCAGGCUGAGUUUAUGCUCAAACCCUCACUUUCAUAGCCCAGAUAGUUGCAAGACAUCACAUAAAAACAGGCUGUGCUGUUGUUGCUUAUGUGUUGUAAUCAAACCAUUUGCAAAUUUAUAUAAAAUUUUUAUCCCUAAGUCCUGUACAAAGUUAUACAUGGCGCCUACUUUGUAGUUUCAGCAUUUUGAGCCACUGCAAGGACUUUACACCUAAACAAUAGAAACAAAGGAAUCACAACUGCAAAACUGUACCAGCCUAAAAGCACCUUGAAGAGGAUGCGCAAAACGUUCCAGUGUGAGAUGGGUAAAAGUAGUAACAACAACUAAUUAAUUGUCUAUUUAACAACAAUAAUAAGCCUGUCAGGAAUAAUGAGGGAAAGAGAGCAAGAGGAUGAUUUUUCUUAUGGAGCUGCUCUUGGUAUCUCUAUUCGGGGGGGAGGAGGGGGAUUUUUUUGGUAAUUUUUUCCCUUUCAUACCAUUGAUAUCACAAUACCAGCAAACUGCAAACUGAGCACUUUGUUAACCUCCACAGAGAGCAAAUACAGCAAUCUAGAGUUUAGCCUUUUGUUUAAAACAUGUCCAUGUUUGUUCCUCACGUGUGCAAUAUGUUUUCCCCUUCUGUUUCUUCUCCUAUAAAUUAUCUUCCUGAAAAGAAAAGAAAACAAGUAAUUACAUUAUUAUUUUUUAAGCAUCUCUCAUGCUAUUUUAAUUCUACAGCUUACCUUAAGAGGGCUCAUGUGGGCCCCAUGAGGCUCUGUUCCUUGCAGCUUAAAAAAAUAUAUACUGUUCUUAUAAGGGAAAGUAGAACUGUCUGCAUGUCAUCUAAUGUUAUUAUUGUGAGGCUACACUCUACAUAUUGUAUAUUUGCAAAAUAUAUCAGUGUUACUGUUGACAUUAGUUGAAGUAAAGUGAUAACAUUUAAAUAUGUAGACUUUUCUUCAUACCUCUGUACCAAUGGUAGAGUCUAACUGUAAUUUGUAGGUUGUUCCAGAAAAGAUAAAGAUACUAUUCAGGUACAAACAUCUCUCAGAAAGUGCAUCCUUUAAUUAGGACAGAGGUAAGAAUGCUCCUCUUCACCGAGUGACAUAGCCUGUACUUUUUUCAGAUGCAGACUUCUUAAUGUCAGUAAAACUGCCUGUGUACUGAAUAAAUGCAGAAUAUGUAGUAGCAGUGGAAAGGAAGAUCUGACCCAAGCUGAGUUACUUAGUUAGCAAUGAAGACCUUAAAUAUCCCAGAUCUGUAUUUGUUUUAUGUUUUAAAACCCCUUUCAUUCAUUUAAAUUAGAGUUACAUAUAAAUAUUACAAGUUUGCACUGUAAGCCACAUUUUAAUGCGUGACCGCUGAUUUUCCAUGUGCAAUCAGAUAUUCAGAAGUCACAAAUGCGCAUGCAAAAAAACCCAUUUAGGCAUGAUUUCAUAUACACGUGGAGAAAGAGUUUAUGCCUACUCUGUAGGUAUAUUAAGUUGCAUGUGUAAAAUCACUGACCAGAGCAACUAAACAACCUGUCCAUGUAAGAGCACAGUAUUUGUAAAAUUUCUUAUUUCAAGUUAGUGAGGAGAGAGACAGUGGACUUGAUUCCACAUCCCCCCUCCCCCCAUGUAUUUGUACAUACUUUUAACAAGCAAAUGUGUCUUGGUGUCAGCAUAAGUCUUAAGAACUUUGCUGCUCAUUUAGGGAUGUGUAGUGUAACCUGUCUGAAUCCACCCUUGAGUAACAGUUGCUUAGAGCUGUGUGGAUCAUGCCUAGAAAAGGAAAGUGACAGUACUUCGAUACUGUGUGUGGUUAAGAAAAUGAAUUUUUGGGGCCUGCAGGCAGGAGCAGAAUUGGGAGGGUUUUUUCUCAAAUUCCAUUGUCAAUUAAGAACUGGUACAGAACAGUAUAGAGUGACUAUGUUUCUCUUUUCCCAUAAGUAAUGUGGCAGAGCAGUAAUGCUGGUUUGAAAAAAUGAAAGGGAAACCUAAAGAAUGAAGGUGGCAACAACAAAAAAAUCUUUUCUGGGACAACAGUCAAAUAUAUAUUUGGGGUUUUUAAUUUUCUUUAAGUUAAGAAUGAAAUGUACAACAAUGUAAAAACAAAAAAAACAAGAAACAAAGUUCAUCCUAAUAUAAUGUACGUCUUGUAUUGCUAAAAAAAAGUCUAACAUACAGUGUAGAAUGAUUUCCCAUCAUGUACUGCAUGCAGCAGAAGCCUCUUGUUUCUUGAUAAAAUGAGCUGAAAGACAGUCAGCAGAUAUUUAAACAAUGAAUCUCUAGAUGUUGACUUGCUGUUCCAUAUGAAGCUGUGUGUUUUCUGCAGUUAAGCAUGCAUUUUGCCGUUCCGUUGUAAAAUAUCAUCGCACUUCUUGCCUGCAAAAUGGAUUAUUGUGUAUAUAUUUAAAAGAGAAAUGGAACCAAUAACAAGAUUAAAUUUGGGAAAGAGAAAAGGGGGUGGUGAAAAUGGGACCAAGUAGGGGGAAUAGAUAGUUCUCUAAAUUGUACAUAGUGUGUAAAUUAGUAUUACUAUAAGUCUGCAGUCACUUUGAAGUUGCCUACAAUACCUAUCUCCUGUUAGGAACUUAAAUCAGCUUUGAGUUGUAUUAAACAGUUAGAAUUAGGUCUUGAAUGCAGACUGUUAAAGACUUCAAGAAACAUUAUGCUUACAAGAAGCUUCUGUUCUCGGGAGGCUUGAGACCCCUUUUGUAACUAUGGGGAAGAAAGGAGUGCUUUCAUUUUAAUAUGCAUUCUGUUUGUAAGUAGUAACAGACCCUAUUGAUGUAAAACUAUAACUGUGAUCAUGUGGAGAAAUCAAAUAAAUCAUUUAAAACUC
This is a messenger RNA of Dromaius novaehollandiae (emu), 8201 nucleotides long. RefSeq names its product IQ motif and Sec7 domain ArfGEF 1 (gene IQSEC1). Gene Ontology annotation, molecular function: protein binding; guanyl-nucleotide exchange factor activity. The coding region runs from base 231 to 4067 and encodes 1278 amino acids. The transcript is spliced from 17 exons. The record is from RefSeq and is a predicted model, not a curated record. Gene Ontology annotation, biological process: regulation of ARF protein signal transduction; actin cytoskeleton organization. Lineage: Eukaryota; Metazoa; Chordata; Aves; Casuariiformes; Dromaiidae.